This is a messenger RNA of Diabrotica balteata, 3396 nucleotides long. Lineage: Eukaryota; Metazoa; Arthropoda; Insecta; Coleoptera; Chrysomelidae. The record is from the annotation of a GenBank genome assembly.
AGUUUGCCUUUUCUAGUAAUUUCGGUUAAUUUAUAUUUUUAGUUAAUUUGAAACGGUUGUGACAUUUCCACAUGUUUAUUUUUUUGGAUUUAGAUUGUAAAUAGGGUAGCCCUUGCCCGAGAAAUACGAAAAAUAUACAAAAGGUAGCCAUCUAUUUAUACCAAUAAACAAACAGAACACCAACUAAGUUAAGUGUACAGGAUAAGUUUAUUAUCGUAGACGAGUUGUUAAAUAAAACAGAAAAAUAGGUUUAUCAACGUUUCAUUUGACUGAAUUAAAAAUUAAGAAAGAAAGAAAUAAUACAAUCAUGAUGUCCAAUGGUUUAGAUUCCGGUGUAGUUGGACAACAAAAUGGCAACAGUGGCAACAGUGUCGGAGGAGGACAAGAAGAAUCAAAAACUAAUCUCAUUGUCAACUAUUUACCUCAAACCAUGACACAAGAAGAAAUUAGAUCUCUGUUUUCCAGUAUUGGUGAAGUCGAGAGUUGCAAACUAAUAAGGGACAAAGUUACAGUUCCCGGGGUUAUGACUAGUCCAUUGCUUACAGGGCAAUCCUUGGGCUAUGGAUUUGUGAAUUACCACCGGCCAGAAGAUGCAGAGAAGGCCAUCAACACACUUAAUGGGCUUCGAUUACAAAAUAAGACGAUAAAGGUCUCUUAUGCCCGGCCAAGCUCAGAAGCAAUUAAGGGAGCAAAUUUAUACGUAUCAGGACUACCAAAAAACAUGACUCAGCAAGAUUUGGAAUCUCUAUUCAGUCCUUUUGGUCGAAUUAUAACAUCGCGCAUCCUUUGCGAUAAUAUCACAGUACGUCAAUUUGUCUCGGGGGCCGGAGAAAAUUUGCCUGGUCUUUCUAAAGGAGUAGGUUUUAUUCGAUUCGAUCAACGCUUAGAAGCCGAAAGAGCAAUCCAAGAAUUGAAUGGUACCAUUCCCAAGGGAUCCACCGAGCCCAUAACAGUGAAGUUUGCUAACAACCCAAGCAACAACAAUAAAGCUAUUCCUCCGUUGGCAGCUUAUCUUACUCCACAAGCAACCCGUAGAUUCGCUGGACCGAUUCAUCACCCUACAGGUCGCUUCAGGUACUCUCCGCUGGCUGGAGACCUGUUGGCAAAUUCGAUGUUGCCUGGAAACGCAAUGAAUGGCUCUGGUUGGUGCAUUUUUGUUUAUAAUCUAGCACCUGAGACGGAAGAAAACGUUCUGUGGCAGUUGUUUGGCCCAUUCGGCGCAGUGCAGAGUGUCAAAGUGAUCAGGGAUCUCCAAACAAACAAAUGUAAAGGUUUUGGAUUCGUCACAAUGACAAACUAUGACGAGGCGGUCGUCGCCAUUCAAUCCCUAAAUGGAUACACAUUAGGCAAUCGCGUAUUGCAAGUCAGUUUUAAGACAAACAAGAGUAAAACCACCUAGAGCCAGGAGAAACCCUUGACACCAGCGCGUUCGAUGCACUCUGCCUCUCCUUAAUUUAUUUAUUUAUUUGCGGUGAUUGUGCCGCUAUAUUUUAGGCAAUUGGCAACCACGGGGUGUGAAUAGGGUGCAACGGACACGGGGGUGCCCCUGCCAGCCAGAAGCGCACCUCCCUCUAAUUUAAAUAUUUAUAGUACUUAAAAUACGAAGCUAGUCAGAAAGGCAUGCGCGUUUCCUAUAGCAAACAUUUAUAUAGUCUGAUGUUUUGUAUUAGUCAUUGAUAUAGUGCCAUCGCAAUUUACUUUUUGUUUUAACAUUUGUUGCCUGAUCACCCGUUUUAAAUAUUUUUCAACUUUUAGGGACGACCCUAAUGUUUCAUGUUAACGUAUUGUUAAUAGAUGUUUUACUUAGAUGAAUAUCUUCCUUCCAGUCUUUUCACUUAUAGCACACUUUACUGUUAACGUAGGUUAAGUGUAGUGAGUGUUGGAUAAUUCAACAUUAAAGAUUCAUGUAACAAUUUUCUCUAUGAAUCACGUGUGAUAGAAAUGUUCAUGGCGCCACAGUUUACAUUAAAUAGACUAGUCGCCUGUUUAUAUUAUGACAAUUUUACUUCACUAAAAAGCAAUUGUAAUCCAAAGAAGAUAUCUUAGACAAUUCGGGAUAUUGACUGUGACUGAUAGCUUUAUAUAUAGUUAACGUAUUGUUGACCAUAUGACACAAAGUAUUUAAGCAGCCAUCUCACUAUUUAUAUACAAUUAAUUUAGAGUUAUUAUUUGCUAAUAACAAAGAUUUAUUAAACAUAUAACGUUUUAGCAAACACGUAUGUACAGAAAUAUGGUUAAAUAAUCUCGAAAUUAUUUGUGUAUACAGUAUGCCAGUUGCUUAGGAGCAAACUGGGAAUGCCACGUGGCCAGUGAACCAGUAGCCUACAUCUACUGUUCAUUCAUAGGACUUUACCAAUCGCAAGAAGUUUAUUUUAUUUAUUAACAAAGAAAUCAUAUUUUAUUUUAUAUUUAUAGGAUUAUUAUUUAUAUAUAGUAAAUUGUUUAUUUAUUUUAAUUAAUUUCGUAUUAUAAUAGCUUGUUGGUGUGCUAUGAUUGAAUAGAAUUAAAGGAAGCCUUGUUAAACCGUUGAAAUGAAAUUUGAAAGACUAUUUGAUGUUUCGAAUAAUGAUUAUAAUUGUUAAAGUAGCAAUCUCCGGUGCCCUAAUCUGGGAUAGGAGGGUGGUUUAGGUUAAAGAAAAGUGGAAAAGUAUUUGAACUGGAGAAGGAUAACGAUGAUAGAAUGAAAGGUAAAGGAGCGUUUAUUCGAAUAGAAAUAUGAACCAAAGAUUCAUAGGUCUAUUAGUAUUUACAAAGUACUAUUUAUUAUUUUAUAAUAAGUUCAAUGUCUUUAAGUAGAUAAUUUAUGUAUUUGUAUGUAGUAUUUUUGUGUAAUGAUUGAUUUAUCCAAGCUAGUCGCUCGCAACGGCGCAACAGCAAAAAUUAAGUGUUGGUAAAUACGUUUUGUGCCGUUGCGUACCUGUAUUUGUAUUAAAAGAGAGUUAGGGGUGAUAAGGACGCCAUCUCGCCUUGUGAUAGUGUACUUUACUAGGUAGAUGCUUGUGGAACUGACUGAUCGUGACUAACGAUUUAAAAAAUGGUGACCGCCCUUGCCACUCAAGACUCUCCUUAUCCUCAUUUGUGUGUUGUGUUUAGUUUCCAGUUUUCUAAAAUUGGCUUUUCUUAUAGUUGAGUGGUUUUGCUCGAAACGCCUUCAAUGUUCGAUGGCAAUACUAGUAAGACCACAACUCCUUAUUUAAUUUGUCUCUCACUCAAUUAUUUAAUUUCAUUUUUAUUUUUUAAUUGGAAUCUCAUUAAUUUUCUUUCACGCACCGAGUCUAACAGCUCCUAUCCAAUUAUUUUUAGUUGUUACCUAAUUUAUUAGUUUGAUUUAUUAAUAUAUCGACUUAUUUAUUUUAAUUUAAUGUUUAUUUUUUUGUGAAUACAAAUUAAAAUUUA